AUGAUUAUUUUAUUAUUCUUUCUGUUUUCCAGCGUAAACCGCCAGAUCGCGCCCUUGUCUUCGAAUUCUCUCCGAUCUUCCUAUUCAGCUUCCAACGCAUCCGCCACAGAUAGUCACAGCCCCCACCCAUACGCCGCAAUGCCUCCUGCUCCUUUACCUGUUGUAUCAAACAAUGAACAUAUCGACGACGAACAAGAAUGUCCUGUAUGUCUUGAGCCCUUGAGCUUUAGCUUCAGACUUCCGGGAGAAAAGCCCCAUGUAGUACCAGAGUGUGGUCACUCUCUUCACGAGGCAUGUUUUACCGCUGUGUAUGGUCCUCCACCAGGGCAAGCCCGCCCUGCAGUGCCUCGCAAAUCAAAUCUCGGCGUCUGCGGUGUUUGCAGACGACCCAUGAAAAUUGGCGACGGAGACGGUAGCAAAAAUAAUAAACUCGCCGCUCUAACUGGCAUGGGCAAUCCCCAUUCCCCUGCAGUCUAUCCUGGCCGUGAUCAAGGCUCACGCUCUCGACACAGCCCAGUGCCUCAACAACCCUACGAUCCCACAGAUGAUGACCCAAUAGACCACGCCAUCUCAGUCAAGUCAGCAAGCGAAUCACACUACGUCGUCGCACCUUCAAUCCAAGUCCGCCCCGAAUUUUCUUCCAUCACCCGGAAUGGCGAAACUUGUCAACCUUUGACCUGCAUUGUUGUAAUCGAGUUACCUGCCAGGCGUGGAACAACUCAUGUUCCGGGUCCUGUCAUGGCCGAUGCAUACGGUUCUCGGAGUGCUCACACGCUCACUCGAAAUGAUACUGUAACAGAGCUGCCUCAUCCGUCCCAAAAUGAUACCUUGCGACGCCCAUCCCAAACUCAACGCUAUGAUUCAUAUGCCGAGCCAUGGUCAGCUACCACCGAGUCUUCCCGUUAUAGGCCAGGCCCGCCAGCGGAGGAAGAGGGCGAAGAAUCGUCACCUUUCAAUGCUAUCGUUGAGGAUUUGCGCAACCGGAUAAUAGAUUGGAAAGGUCACGCGUUGUCUGGCCUCGGCCCAUUGCAAAUGUAUGACAUGCUGUCCGUCCGCCGAGAUGCUCUUGUGCGGGAGUUCUUCGUGUACCUUUUUAAGGAAGCCAUCAUUUGCGUUGUAGAGGAGAAAAAGCGGUCUCUUGGCCGGUUCCUGUCGUCACCGGCUUUCAACGACGCUUCGACUUCCGUUUCAGGCUCAAACAACCAGUCCAACAAGGGUGUCCUACGCCUCAAGGGUCGCAUUUAUGUGCGACAUAUCAAGCGUAUCACUGCGAGCACAAGCGGGGAAAUGAGCCUCACGAUUGAAAUGGAAGAUGAGCGACUCGACUCCUUCAUCCUCGUUUUCAAAGAUCGCUCUUCCUUGGAUGCGUGGAAGAGCCAGAUCCAGGGCCUAGUAAACUCCUUCCAGAAUCAAUCAUCGCCGCCGCAGCCGCACAUUGACCGUGGCCUGGACAUGGAUGAGUUCGGGGGUUCAGAAAAGGCUGCGCGGAUGCUUAGCGGGAGCACUACAUCUACAGCACCAAGCACAGACGAUGUACUCUCGCACUAUGAGACGCAUCCUCCAGGCAUGGUCACACCACAUGUAUCUGCUGGACCCUCCAAUUCACUUGCUCCCCUCCCACAUCCGGCACUUGAUCUCAUUCUUAUCGUGUCGCUCCCUCCACCCAGUGCUCCCCGCAGCACCGCGGCGCUUAAGCUCCGCGUCAUCAAGACAUCGCUGGACUUUAUUCUCGCUUCUCUCGGAACCAAGGACCGUUUGAGUCUUGUCACUUUUGAAGUAGGACCUGGCGGACGUGUGCGCAAGACACCUUACCUUUGCGUUGGUAAGGCGUUCAGCCGAGGGAGGCUGUCCAAAUUCAUUGAUGAAAUCGGACGUCCGGACGACGGACAACAUGACGAAUUCUUGGUAAGGGCUUCCAAAGAGGAGAAGACGGACGUUGUGACUGCGGUUAACCAUGGUCUCGAUGUUGUGCUUCAACGCAAAGCUCGCAAUGCUAUCUCGGGGAUGAUCCUGGUGAGCGAUGCUGCAGACAGCACGAGACGUGCACAAAUGGAUCUUGUUCUUGCCCGUGCCGAAGCUGCAAACAUGCCCAUUCACUCAUUUGGCUAUGGUCGCUCGCACGACCCUGCUUCGCUAUGGCUCAUGUCAAACCACACUAGUGGGACAUACACCUUCGUCAAGGACUGGUAUGACCUCCGUACCUGUCUCGCUGGCUGUAUCGGCGGCAUGAUGUCCAUUGGCCUGCUUAACAUGAAGCUGCACAUGAAGAUCGUCGACGGUCAACGUUUCCGCAUCCGCAAGGUCUCUGGUGGGCCCUCAUCCAUCCUCUCUACGGAUGGCCAUAACGUCGACAUCGACGUUGGCGAGCUUCGCUAUGGCGAAUGCAAAGAGAUGCUCAUCGAGUGUGAGCUCGACAACAACGAGACUCGCCGUCCUGCGCAGAACGGUAAUCGCGCGCUCAAUGCCACGGAUCAGUUUGUGCAAAGCAUGGGUCUUGAUUCUAUGACCAUUGAUGAUGGUGCUGAUCUCGUGGACGGCAUGAUGGAUCGGAUGAUUGAUGAGGUUCCGGUACUCGAGGUCGACGGGUCUUUCUAUGAUCCCAGCACGUCGAAACAUGUUUCACGCCUCGCACAUCCCGUCCUUUUGACGAUCACUCUCCUUCCUCAAGCUACUACUCCUUCACCCAAGCCAGUCAAACCAUCAGAUCCAGUGAUCGUCCGGCGCAGAAUGGAACUUCUCGCAUCUGACAUGAUCACGCGCGCUCUUGUCCUCGUUUCGAGAAAGAACUACCCUCAAGCGCAGAAGAUCAUGAAUGAGACCAAACGCAUCCUGCACACUGUGCUGCAAAGCAUCUCUAAAACACUUCCUCCGCCCAAUACCGAAGGCACGACGAUGCGUAACCGCAAGGAUAUCCUCACUCUUGCUGCGGUGCGUGCGAUGCAGGCCAUGCUCCAAGACCUUCAGAUUUUGGCGGAGGCUUUAGAAGAAAAUGUCGAGCUGUUUGCGCAUGACCAGCGGAAUUUUGGUGCACAGCAGGCCAUGAUAUUGCGCGACCAGAAGAGCUGGAACGGACGCAGCGCCACAGAACGCCUGUUCUGGACCGUCGACAACUCCGUAGAGCUGGUUUCUCGGAGUACUGAUUGGGUAGCGCGCGACUGA
This is a messenger RNA of Suillus subalutaceus, 3159 nucleotides long. RefSeq lists its product as uncharacterized. The record is from RefSeq and is a predicted model, not a curated record. Gene Ontology annotation, cellular component: division septum; cytoplasm; mating projection tip. The transcript has 7 exons. Gene Ontology annotation, molecular function: guanyl-nucleotide exchange factor activity. Lineage: Eukaryota; Fungi; Basidiomycota; Agaricomycetes; Boletales; Suillaceae. Bases 1 to 3159 code for a protein of 1052 amino acids. Gene Ontology annotation, biological process: establishment of cell polarity; septin ring organization.